AUGGAUAGUUUGAAUUUGUAUUUAGUUUUCAAAUCAGAUGCUCUGUUAUUGGAGAAACCGAUUAGAAGAAUGCCGCCAUUUGCCAUAACACCGAAAAGCUCUGCUUAUUUCUCUGCUCUCACCCAAGAGAUCGAUAAAAAGCUCCAUAGGGCAAUAGCCUCAGCAACUCAGAGACGCGACUUAUUACAAGCUCUGUUCGCAGACAUAGCUUUAGAAGUUGAUGAUCGAGCUAGAGAUAUCAUUCUUGCCAGAGAAGAUGCAACUUCUGAAGCAUUGGUAGAAGUUCAGGUUCCCAUAUGCUUCUACGAUGUUCUGGCUGACCAUUUCUCCUUGCAACCUGAAAAUGGGAAACCAAUUCUUGUUUUGAUUGUCCAACUCUGGAGUCAGCCAUUUGCCUCUCAUAUUUUCGCCCUUCUCUUCCAUAAAUGGUUAUUUGAAGUUGAACUUGAUAGUGCAGAUGUCCUCCUUCGUUACUCAUCAGCUCUUGUACAAGGUGCUACAAAUGUCUUCUGGAUUGAUGUCCAGACAAACACGACACACUUUAAGAGUGUUUUCUCGUAUCUUCUUGAGGAUGUUGCUUUGGUGCCCGAAAAGUUGAAGAAAAUCCCUUUACAGACACAACGAGAUCUAUUUCUUCUGCUUUCAAGAUUCAUAUUCCUUUAUAAUCUAGUGGACAAGAUUGAAAGCUUUUUAAAGAACUUUCCGGAAUACCCAAAUGCUUUCCUAGUAGGGGGUCCUGCAGAUAUACUUGUUAUCGAACUCUCUGAUCAGCUUCAAAAACUCAAAGUGGAACCUGUGCUUUUACAUUAUUUCUCCCACAUUAAACUUCUCCAAGGUUUGGAGCUUCGAAUGACUACAAGUACAAGGCUUAAAAGCUGCUUGUACAGCUUCACUUCUCCUGGUGGUCCGAUGUAUCCAACAAGAGCUGUUCGUCAUGCAGCCUGGGAUGCUCUGGAUUUUCUUUUCCCUGUGGGGCGAUAUCCACGACAUAUAAUUAGUCUGUUUUUCCGGUUGCUGUAUCCAUGGUACUGGCCAUCUUCAUGUUGGCAUUUUGUCUUGUCAUUCAUACAAGCCAUAUUUUUCUCCAUUUUGAGGCGUAUCUUUCCACGUUAUAAAUUCAAAGAUCCUCAUGAACAUCAAUCUUAGCCAUGGCCCGCCACCUGUGUCCAUACAAAAUUGCUGUUUCUGGCUCGACACGUGGGCCCGCCUUUUUUGUUCUCGUGAACCGAUGUUGGGUUGUUGUAUUUUGGUAAAUUCAUGUUUUUUUAUUAUUAUUAUUAUUAAUAGGGUUAAUGUCAAAGACAUAAUGGCAACCAACUAUUAUUGUUUCAAGCCACCCGAUCGUGUACUGUAUUAUUCAACAUGUUAUUAAACAUCUUAUGUGCUUUCAAUUAUACUGU
Molecule: messenger RNA, 1400 nt
Organism: Lactuca virosa
Lineage: Eukaryota; Viridiplantae; Streptophyta; Magnoliopsida; Asterales; Asteraceae
Source: the annotation of a GenBank genome assembly